GAGGAAGUUGGAUGUGUGUGCGUGCGGGCGCGCAAAGCUUUUCCUGCCUCGCGGGUGGAAAAGAGAGGGCAGGCGGGGACUCUUUCCUGAACCGUCUCUGUGUGGGUUGGCUUUCCUGGAUUGCGUCUCUCUUCAGUUGCCCAUCUGAAUGCUGCAGAUAGAGACAAGGGGUUGCUUUAUGUCAUGCAACGGGGUCAAGGCUGGUGAGGUGCUCAGCGCCUUUGCGCGUCCCCAGCGGUGCGUUUUGAUGUCGCAGACCGCUGUAGCGGGUGCUUCGGUGAAUCAGUCCUCAGACGUGGGAGAGAGCUGGUGGCGGGCCACCAGCUACCUUCUUGCAAGCUCCACUUAAACACUCCUUAUGUUUUCGGGGGCCAGACAACAUCUGUACUCUGCAGAACCGCAGUCAUGUUUCUGUAGAUCCCUAAUGGGAUCACCUUGUUUUGUUCAAGGGUGGCCAGCAACUGGAUGAUUCUCCUGUGAAAAUACAGGAGCUGACAGGUUCCCUAAAAGUCAUUUUGAGAUAAGGUUGUGGGUGCCCUGAAAGGCAGAAUGGCAGCUGGUCCAGAGACCGAAGCAGCCCUCGGCCUCCACUUCCAGGCUGAAUUAGAGCAGGGUAUGCAGACCAGAGUCAAAAUGGAGGAACAAGGCCCAGCAGGACUUGAACAGAGGGUGGAAUCUGAGGGAGAGGAAAUAACCUCUUAUGAUCCUGGGGCCAAGGGCAACCAGGGUUUCCUGAAUUGGGAGGCGCCUGCGCAGUAUAAAGAAGAACCAGGUGAUGAACCAUGUUCAGGGUCUCAGGAGUUGUGGCGUAAAGCAAAGACUUUUCCAGCCUCCUUGGAUGGAGCGGUGAAUGCCAACCAGUGGCCCCGAGGCAUCCUGAACUGUCAUGGAGCGUUACCACAAGAAUAUGGGAAGUUGGAAGCCAGAAAUGGGGAAGACUGUUGGAAGGGGGGAGAAGAGUCCCUAAGAGGUGACUGCACCACCCCAGAUGUGCUGCGGAAGCUCUUUCGGGAAUUCCCCUACCAGGAAGUGCAGGGCCCCCGUGAGGCCUACGGCCGCCUCUGGCAUCUUUGCCAUCAAUGGCUGAAGCCGGAGAGGUCCUCCAAGGAGCAGAUGGUGCAACUGGUUAUCCUGGAGCAGUUCGUGGCCAUCCUGCCGCCAGAGAUGCAGGGCUGGGUCAAAGAUGGCUGCCCAGAGACCUGUGCCCGGGCAGUGGCUUUGGCCGAGGACUUCCUGAUGAGGCAGCGAGAGGUUGAGAGGCCAAGGCAUCAGGUGCUGAUGCUGGCCCAGGACAUGGCUUUGAAUUUCCCUCUGGCGACGGGGACAACAUCCGAGACCAGACAAACUUCACUGGGGAAGGAGGCUAAAAAGGAGGAGGAGGGGGAUGGGGAUGCCAGCCUGCCGGGUGACGGAUGGGUGAGUGAGGACAAAGAGGAGAAUCCUUCGCUGGAAAAUCCCGAUCGGUUGGCGCACCCAAGGCAAGGAGGUGGAGAACUGUGUGAGAGGAGAAGAGAAAGACAUCCGGAGGGGAGCAUGGCAAAUUCUGUACUUUAUGCCAGAGGGAAGGGGGCCCUUGAGAAAAACAUUCAGCAGAGAGUCCUCACAGACAAUAAACAGCACAAGUGUGCUAUCUGCGGGUGCGGAUUCAGUCGGCCCACAGGCCUUGCUGCGCAUCAGCGAAUCCACACGGGCGAGAAGCCCUAUAAGUGCUUGGAGUGUGGGAAAAGCUUCAGCUUGAAAUCGACCCUUGUGGCCCAUGCAAGAACCCACACAGGCGAGAAACCAUAUACCUGCACGCACUGUGGGAAAAGCUUCACUGUGAGCUCGGACCUCACUAGACACUACAGAACCCACACGGGAGAGAAACCGUAUAAGUGCUCAGAAUGUGGGAAAUGCUUCCGGCAGAGCUCCUCUUUCACCAGUCACCUGAGAGUCCACACGGGAGAGAGACCAUUUGAAUGUUCCUGCUGCGGGAAGAGCUUCACCAUGUGCUCGAACCUUACGAAACAUUAUAGAACCCACACGGGAGAGAAGCCAUAUAAAUGCCCUGACUGUGGGCGACGAUUCUGUCAACACUCCUCUUUCACCAACCACCUGAAAAGCCACCGAGGAGAGUUGCCUUUCAAAUGUUCAUUCUGUAGAAAAUCCUUCAGCGUGAGCACCUUCCUGAUUAGACAUGAGCGAAUCCAUACAGGGGAAAAACCAUAUACGUGCUCGGAUUGUGGGAGAAGCUUUGGGCACAAUUCCCAACUUAUUUCACACAGGAGGGUUCAUACAGGGGAGAAGCCAUACAAAUGCCUUGAGUGUGGGAAAACGUUCACUGCUAGCUCUCUCCUCAGAGGACAUCAGAGAAUCCACACAGCCACGAGGAAGAGACCAGAAGACUUGAUAAACCGCUGUUUACUGUGUUGUUGGAAUCCUAAACUGUGGUCAGUCUUAACUAUGAUUGCUUUGUUUUUAUAAGUCAUCUUUACAACCAGUUGCUUGAAGGUGCCUUGUUUCAACUAACCAUAGUUAAGACCAACUACAGUUCAUUGGGUUUGGACAACACAGGAAGCUAUGGUUAAUCAAAAGUGAAAGCAGAAGCUUCCAAACUUCUCCUUGCACCUGCCCCGGAGAAAAGAGGGAACAUAGAGUGUCAGGGUUCAGCCCUGCCCAGACUGGAACCUAGAGAUUCUUCAGAGGAAGAGCAGAACCCGUUAGCAGAUCGCCACACCACCAGUGAUCCUGAAGAGUCGUCGGAGCCAGACAUUCCCACCCCAGGACCAGAGGUCUCCACACCUGGCUGGUCUCUUGGGGCCCUGCUUGUCAACCUUUGAGUGGUAGAAGGAUGGAAGAUGGUGAGCCAGGAAGAAGCUCAAGGGCUGCUGGCGAAAAUCCCCAACUAGAUGCAUAUGAGGCUACUCAAGAGGAAGGUGAAGUGCAUGCAAUCACCUGCUAAGAACCAGCACAGAAUAGAGUGCAGUGGAGUUUCUAGCCCCUACAUAAACGUCAUCUGAGCUUUUUCACUGCUGAAGGGACAGUUCCCUUAGAGCUCCGAGUUCCAGUGUGAAACCAUCCUGAACUGGGGAAAUGGUCAGCAAGCCUGAGACUUAAUUGGGCCCAUUCUCACCAUGAUAAACCAUAGUUUAGCCCAGGGGUUCCCAAGUGUUGGACUUCAGCAUGGUGUUGGACUACCAACUCCCAUCAUUGGCCAUGCAGGCUUGGGGCUGAUGGGAGUUGUAGUCCAGUUGCAGACCAGGGUGCCAUAUUGGCUAACCCUACUUUCUCAUGACAUCCAAAAGCAGCCAGAGGCUGCUCACACACUGUACAUUUAAAGCACAUUACUUCCACCCAAAGAAUCCUGGGAGCUGUAGUUUACCACUCAGAGCUAUAACCCCCAGCACCCUUAAACUACAUUUCCCAGCAUUCUUUGGGGGAAGGCAUGUGCUUUGACUGUAUGGUGUGUAUGCAGCCAGAUGCCUCUGGCUAUCAUGGUCAAUUCAUCACUUCAGCUUUUUCUUUCCAUAAUGGGGGGGGGGCAUUUCCAGCAUCUGUGAAAAACAUUGCUGGGCAGCUAAAACAGCUUUUGCAACUUCAAGUGUAACAAAACUUUAUCAUGGUCAGGCCAGUUUUAGAGACGUUUGAAACAACCCAGAGACAAUGCAGUGCUAGAUUAUUGGGUUUCUAAGAUGCUUCUGAUGAUCAUCGUCCUAAAUUUUAAAAACUUGUUAAAAAAUGUUUUAGUGCAUGAGAGGUUGUCUCUACUGCUCAGUUCAGUGCUCUGAUUCAAGGAGGGAGUGUGCUUUGUUCUGGUAACCUGCACGUGUCCUUGUCCUCAUUGAAUGGCUGGCCUUUGAUGCCACGAGAUGUGAUGGCCACCAGCUUGGAUUGCUUUAAGAGGGCUUGGUGAAAGUCAUGGAGGAUAAGAACUACCAAUGGAGUCGACGUGGAAACUCCACAUUUAGAUGCCACCUACUGUUACAGCACCCUCUGAUGGGUUGCCUGGUGGGGGGAAGAGGUAAUGAGGGCAUUGUGUUGUCAGUUGGAUCCUCUUAUUUGCUGUUACUGGGUCUACAGCAGUGGUUCCCAAACCCUCCCCCCCCCCAGACCACUUGAAAAUUACUGAGAGUCUUGGUGAUUUUUCUGCCCCUUGAAGCAAUUGUAAUGCGCUGUGCUAGAUGCUGUAUGGUUUUCAAUUGCACUUUUGUUGCUUUUAUU
This is a messenger RNA of Rhineura floridana, 4200 nucleotides long. RefSeq names its product zinc finger protein 397-like. The coding region runs from base 550 to 2463 and encodes 637 amino acids. Gene Ontology annotation, molecular function: DNA-binding transcription factor activity, RNA polymerase II-specific; RNA polymerase II cis-regulatory region sequence-specific DNA binding. Lineage: Eukaryota; Metazoa; Chordata; Lepidosauria; Squamata; Rhineuridae. Gene Ontology annotation, biological process: central nervous system development; regulation of transcription by RNA polymerase II. The transcript has 5 exons. Gene Ontology annotation, cellular component: nucleus. The record is from RefSeq and is a predicted model, not a curated record.